Messenger RNA from Ostertagia ostertagi, 2997 nucleotides. Lineage: Eukaryota; Metazoa; Nematoda; Chromadorea; Rhabditida; Trichostrongylidae. The record is from the annotation of a GenBank genome assembly.
AUGGAUCCGUUGUACUUGGACAUUCCCCGUCCCUUCAGCAAAUUUCCGGUGGGCUAUCGACCGGUGAGCAGAGGUGGCGGGGUGAUUCGAACGAUGUCGAGUCUCAGUCUCGAUCAAUCACGAAAUAAUGCAUUUAAUGCAUUCUAUGACCAAGGAAUGCCACCUCCACAACUGGCUUUUUCUGAGAUCGCUCAAGGCUACUCUGUAUCGCCCGAAUCAAACAUGUACAGGACCACGAAUCCACCGACGAGAAACGUCCACCAGUCCUCUCUACCUGCAUCUGUGGAACAUAUUGCGGAUGUCGGAGAGAGUUUCCCGGAAAUGAAUGCUAGAAGUUCUGGAGAUACUCCGCGGGAUGGCCGCAGCAGCGUGCCUAUAAAAAAUUCAUACGGUGGAGCGGCUCUUCUAGCAGAGCUAGGCAGUUCUGAUGAGUUUCGCUGGAAACUACGACGCCAGAGAGAAAAAAUUGAAGAUUACCGACGUCAGAUUGAUUGUCAAAACAAUAACUUGAAUUUGAGUGCAGCCCCUCACGAAACGGUAAAAAUUAAUGAUUCAAAGGUAGCCUGGAGAAAUGGGAAUGUCAAUCGUCGGGGAAGUUUUACUCAGUCGAAUUCAUACCCCAAAUCUGUCCUGUACAAAACUCAGUCGGACUCUUCUCUGUUCCAAGACCUUGAUUACGGACCGUAUCCGCCGCUGAAUUCAGAAUUACCCCAAAUUCCGCAACGUACAACAGGUAGCGUUCGACAAUCGGACGGGUUUGGAAGGCUGCCAUCUUCUGUAGAGCGCAAAGCGCCUAUGGAAGGGUUUUUCGCCUCAAAAUCUCGCCAAGAUCCUGUCUGGGUCACGAGUCCCCCACCGCCAUUCAAAAUUCCAAGAGGACACCACAAUGCCCAAAUCGUUUUAUUACUCAAACAAGCAGCAGAUUCACCUUCCACAUUCACGAGAUGGGCUGAGGAUCCACCACUGUCAACAUAUGAUCAUGUGCCCACCAACCUAUCCUUUGCGGUUGAAGCUGGCCAAGCUCCCGUGAAUCAGCACAACCUCGAAAGCGGCGCUUCAAACACUGCCGGACGCUUGCAGUUUGCUACCAUAGAAACAGAGCCGAAUCGGAUUCCAUCACGAAGUCCUUUAGAGGUGCCCUUAUCUAGAACAAGUUUGCAUGAGUAUAUCGCAAAGAGACGAGGCCACUCCGGACAUCAUUUUACGCACGGUCCUAACCGUUCCUUCGCUCAUAACGCGCCUGAUGUUCCGGCAGGAAUCAGUCAUGCUCCAUCAACACAUCAACAGUCGAGUAGCGAACGUAACUCACCAACCAGAGACUUCAAUGAACAAGGAUCGAACCUCCGUGUUGGAACGAAUUUCAUGCGAGGGCUUUGCGGCAGUAACAUGGGUAAUGGGGGUGUUGUUCACUCGAUACCGCGAACUUCUCGAAAAGCUCAAGUACUAUUGAAGGAAAGGUCGUUCGCUAUAAUUUCGCGACCUUUGACACCUCCAGCAAUUUUGCAGAAUAUUAGCGAUGUGGUAGAUCUAGGCUCACAAUACCGUCAAGUUAUGGCCAGUGAAAGUCUAAAUAAAAUGCGACGGGGUAGUGAACCAAUUUCUUCACCGGUGGCUGCAAUUUCUCCACCUGGAUCAGAUUCUUUUAAUCGAAACCUUGGAUCACCAUUGUCUUCCUACGACAACACUGAGAACGAGGAGCGGUUUCGUUCUCAUCAGGCGGUGCAAAACAUUUCCUCAAAUCAAGCGCAACAGAUUUGUUCAACUCCAGCGCAUGGAAUUCUGCUUAAAAAUACUGAGGGGGUUACCCGACCGUCGAAAAAAGUUGUUUUUCAAUGCGAUUCACUCGAGGCGGACCGAUGUCUGCAGGCGAACGUGAACUCGACGGAACCUCCUCCACACGUCAAGGCUUACGAUGCUGCGUUGGGGGAUGUCAUCGAAAACUGGUCUGCUGUAUCUGACCAAAUCGGAGGCGACGUCAAACUUAUGCGAGAGAAGGUCACUGCUGUGUUCAGUUCUCUAAGAAUUUUCCUCUGGACGGCUGCUUGUCAAGUCGAACCAUCAACUGAUGAGGUUCAGAAAUUGGUCUCGCCCAUUGUAAAUCUCUUGUCGGAAAUAAACAGCUUCAAAGAUUCUCGACGCAAGGCCCCACAAUUCAACCAUCUCUGUGCUGUCGCGGAGGGCAUUCCUGCCGUUGGAUGGGUCCUUGUGAAGAAAACUCCUGCUGCGCAUGUCAAGGAGAUGCUCGACUCUUCAAUGUUCUAUAUCAAUCGUGUUCUGAAGGAGUUCAAGGACGGCGAUCAAAAGAAUAUCGAAUGGGCCCGUUUAUGGAAAAAUAUUCUGGAGACCAUGCAUACAUUCGUUCGUCAGACCCACACAACCGGUCUUGAGUGGAACAGCGCACCUGGAUGCUCACCUCCUCCGAGUGACGCGCGCUUGACUGGAAGUCACAGCGCAGCUCAAGGCCCACCACCUCCUCCACCUCCACCUCCACCUGGCUUGUUCGCUGCUGAUAACGCAUCUGCGGCAACGGUCGAUGCUGGCAAAGCAGGCAGAGAUGCACUCUUCGCUGAGCUCAACAAGGGAGAAGCUGUUACUGCGGGACUCAGAAAAGUUACUGCUGACAUGCAGACUCAUAAAAACCCUGCACUACGUGAACAUGUGAAAGGGAAGCUGAAUUCAAUUACCCUUGAUAGCUGUCGCAAGACUUCGGUUGUAUUCGACGCGGUGGUUGCUCAGUGCGAAACUAUAAAUUGUCAGCGCAUAGAGAUACAGACCUUGGGCGAAAUGCCGACAAUUUCUAUCCAGAAAACUGACGGCUGUCAAGUUUAUCUUAGCCAAACUUCGAAAAAUGCUGAAAUUGUAACCAGCAAGUCUAGCGAAAUGAAUGUGCUCAUACCAAAAAGCGAUGGCGAUUACAUGGAAUUUCCUAUUCCGGAACAGUUCAAAACGACAUUCGACGGAGGAAAGUUGGUCACUUGCGUAUCCGAUAUAUCAUAG